Molecule: messenger RNA, 1207 nt
Organism: Aaosphaeria arxii CBS 175.79
Lineage: Eukaryota; Fungi; Ascomycota; Dothideomycetes; Pleosporales
Product: 2-dehydropantoate 2-reductase
Exons: 2
Coding region: 36-1103 (355 amino acids)
Biological process (GO): pantothenate biosynthetic process
Cellular component (GO): cytoplasm; mitochondrion
Molecular function (GO): 2-dehydropantoate 2-reductase activity; NADP binding
Source: RefSeq, a predicted model, not a curated record
GUACUGUCCACUUAAAAACGACCCAAUCUUCAUCAAUGUCACAAUCACCCAUACACAUCCUAGGGAUAGGCAAUCUUGGAAAACUCCUCGCCAAUUCUCUUCGUAAGGCCCAUCCAGAACUACCCAUAACACUACUUUUUCAUCGACGCAAUCUCCUCCAAGAAUGGGACGAAGCUGGCCGGAACAUAGAGAUUGUUAGAAAUGGUAGUCCGGACAAGAGAUCUUCGUUUGACCAUGAAUUUAUUGAUGGGGACGAUAAAGGAGUUGGGGAAAUCGCGAAUUUAAUUGUCACGACAAAGACGCAUUCUACCACCCGAGCGAUGAAGCCAUUAGUACAGAGGCUGGGACAGAGAAGCACGGUAUUGUUCUGUCAGAACGGCCUGGGCACCGUCGACGAAGUAACAAACGCACUCUUUCCAAAGCCUGAAUCUCGCCCCAGCUAUCUCGCCGGGAUAUUCAACCACGGCGUCUAUUCAACAUCGACAUUCUCCUCCGUCCAUGCAGGCCUGGCAAACGCCUUCAUCGGACCUAUAGCUCCAGACUCUGCACCAUCACCAACAAACCUCGACACAACCAUCCCAACCCUGGCACAGCACAUCAUCGAAUGCCCGGAACUAUCCACGACCUUCGUCUCCCCCCAGGAUCUCCUCGAAAUCCAGUUCCAGAAGCUCGUCGUCAAUGCUGUGAUCAAUCCUCUCACCGCGAUACUCGACUGCUACAACGGCGAGCUCUUCCAAAGCGCAGACAUCCGCGUGCUAAUCUCCCUUCUCAUCUCAGAGCUUUCUGCAGUCAUAAUCGCCAUACUAUCAUCAAAGACACCUACUUCAACCGCAUCCAUUCAGGAAAAAUUCUCCCCUGCCCGCUUGGCCAACGUUGUGAACGAUGUGGGAGCACGAACAGCGAAGAAUAUAAGUUCCAUGAGACAAGACGCCCUCGCUGGGAGGAAGACGGAGAUUGAUUAUAUUAAUGGGUAUAUUGUGAGGCAGGGGCAACGGUUAGGCAUACCGGUGCCGGUGAAUGAGAAGAUUGAAGCGUUUGUCAGGGAAAAUAGGAAGGUGGACAAAGAGGGUGUUUUGAAAGCAUUCGAGAUCGUCGAUCAAUAAGAGGGGACGGGACGUUGGGUGUGUCGUAAAGCCUUUUGUACAUACUGCUCAGAAUAAGGUCGUCAUCGUAGAAUAAGGGGCCCUUAACAGUCCUCUAAAAUCAU